Molecule: messenger RNA, 6180 nt
Organism: Magallana angulata
Lineage: Eukaryota; Metazoa; Mollusca; Bivalvia; Ostreida; Ostreidae
Product: caskin-2-like
Exons: 20
Coding region: 257-4306 (1349 amino acids)
Molecular function (GO): protein binding
Source: RefSeq, a predicted model, not a curated record
GGGUCACAUUCGAGUCAGGUGUGGGAAAAUCGUCUGUGAAGAAAAUAGGUGUAUGUGUUAGUUGUGAAUGAUAGACAUCCUUCUUUGUAUUCAGGCAUGUUAUAUUUAAUUUUUCUGUAAGAAUAACCUGGAUAUCGUAUGUGAAUUUCUGUCUGUGAUGUAAAAUCGCCGGGGCAUGGCACGUGUGUAUAGGAACGUAGCAAUAUUUACCUUUCGGUGAAUCACGUUGUACGGAGAGUUAUUUCCCUUUGGAACAAUGGUGAAGGAUCAUGACAUUAUUCAGGCUGUUAAGGAUAGAAAUAUCCCAGCCUUGCACAAAUUACUGUCAAAAGCAGGAAAAUCCAACAAAAAGCUGAUAGGAGGCAGUAAGAGACUGAACAUUAAUUACCAGGAUGGAGAUGGAAUGUCAGCUUUGCAUCAAGCCUCUUUGAUGGGAAACCUUGAGAUGAUGCAGAUGUUACUGGAGUGUCAUGCUGAUGUCAGUAUCCAUGACAACAAAGGGAUGCUGGCGCUUCACUACGCCGCCUGGCAGGGCAUGUCUGACCCGGUUCACACCCUGCUACAGUGGAAGUCCCCAGUCAACGAGGUCUCCCAGGACGGGAAUACCCCCCUACACCUCGCCUGUCAGCAUGGACACUUUGAUGUGGUCAACCUCUUACUGCUCCAUAACUCGUCCCCCACCCUACAGAACAAGGACAGGAAAACUCCAAUGGACCUGGCCUGUGAAUUUGGUCGAUACAGGGUUGUUGACUUGUUGCUGAGGAGCAACCUGUGUGCUCCGUUGCUGAUGGACAGUCCAGAGGACAUGAUGGACGAGAACAGUACGACGCCCCUUCACCUCGCUGCUAAAAACGGACAUAUUGAAAUCAUCCGACUGUUGCUACAAGCAGGAGUCAACAUCAAUCGCAGUACCCUGAAAGGAACCUCUCUCCAUGAGGCCGCACUGUGUGGGAAAAUUGAGGUUGUCCGCCUUCUUCUUGAUUGUGGCAUUGAUGUGAACAAGGCGAAUUCUUACGACCAGACUGCCCUAGACAUCGUCAACUCCUACACUACCUCCAGAGCAGCCAAAGAUCUCAAGCAUCUACUGAAAGAGGCCAGUUUUGCGGUGCAAGCCAGAGCCAUCAAAAAUUACUGUAACAUUUAUGACCCGAGCACCCUCGCAUUCAAAGAAGGGGAUAUCAUCAAGGUGUUAGAACAGAGGGAGGGGGCCUGGAAGGGGGUAGUUAUCAGUGAUGGACGUAUGGCCAAGCCUGGAUACUUCCCUCCUGAUACAGUAGUUCUCCUGGACAGCUCAGCUCACUUCUCUAACCACAUUAUUGAGGGAAAGCGGGUACAUAUGCCUAGUGUGCCGGACCUGUUGAAUCGCAGCCCAGGAUAUCAUCAGACUGGUGUGGGGAGCCCAUUCAGCCCGGGAGCCCACGCACCCCCCAGCCCGGGGUAUCUGAAUAGCCCGGUGGGGUGCCCACAAACCAGUUUGGGCAUGGACCACUCAUUUCCCCCACCCCCAGCAAUGUUCUCACCCAGCUCACCAUUCAGGAAAGAUUGGGACGGUGGUAAUUCCUUCAGUUUUCCACAUCAUCAGACUUACAGACUGUACAACACUUCCUCAGAGAACUUGAAUGGCCGAAUCGUGAACCAGAAUGGUGAACAGAUCGGCGAGUGGUCAUCGUCACUUCCUGCGUUCGCUGGUGACAUAAGGAAUGCAGGACAUGGAAAAGGAAGCCCGACUAACAGUAACCGUAACAGCGGAGCAAGCAGCGACAGUGGUAGAGGAUACAGUACGGGACAUCUAGAUCACGCCAACGCCAACGUCAAGCCUCCUCAGAAUUUUGGCAAUGUCCAGGUAAACAACAACCACCGCUUGUCCAGUCAGAGUUACGAGUCUGGAGUGUCCUCCCGCCAAAGCUACCACAGCACGUCAAGUUCCAGUGUCGGGAGUCUCGAUCGUCUGGAGGAAUCCGGACAGAUGAGCACCAUCAAUGUGGCGGCCUUGUUCCAGGCCGGAAUGCCUGACCAUGAGGUGAUGAGGGUGUGGCUGAGAGACCUCCGGUUUGAGGAGUACUGUAUUCUGUUUGUACAGGCCGGCUACGACAUGCCUACCAUCUCCCACAUGACCCCUCAGGAUCUGUCAGCUAUUGGAAUCACGAAACCUGGCCACAGGAAACGACUGAAGGCAGAAAUAGCUCGCCUGAAUAUUCAUGAUGGGAUCCCGGAUUUCAAACCGGUCGACAUGAUGGAGUGGUUACACAUGCUGGGACUAGAGCAGUAUUACAAUACCCUGUCACAGCAGGGGUACGAUGACCUUGACAAGGUCACGGACAUCACUUGGGAGGACCUGGAGGAAAUAGGCAUCCAGAAACUAGGUCAUCAAAAGAAAAUAAUACUAGCUAUAGAACGCCUUAAGAGAAUUAAUUCUAACAGUAAACGACUUUCAUCGAUGGACAAGAGUGGGCACAGUGAAAUAAUUGACCCUCCCCCACCACUAGGCCAUGCCAGAUGGUCGGGGGACGAUUACCCCUCAUCUCCAUUCAAAACAAAGAAAUCUCUGUCAGGUGACAAUUUGAACAGUGACCGUUAUUCUCAAAAGAGUGACCGAUUCUCCCAGCACAGUGACAGCAGCCUGGAGUUUGUGUCUCAUAGCUCCAGCACCGGGUACCAGCCAGACGUGGUGGCCAUACAGGUCAAACGCCACGCAUCCAACUCCGAGUCGCCCAAGGAAAUGUCGGGGGUGAGGAUUUCAUCGUUUCAGGCAGCACCCUCAUCAGUUCGGGAGGACCGAGACAGCACCCCUACAGCAGAGGAGGAGAUGACACAAUACCCAGCCCCCAUUGUGGCCCCGUCAGUACCAAAGGCCGUUAUCAAACCAAAGCCAGUUGCCAAGAUUAUUGCCAAAACAAAGAGAAGCAGCAAGGAAACUUCACCAGAAAUCAUUGACAUAGAAAAAUACGAGGCAGAGAAAAAUUACGAGUUUGGGAAAAGUCCUGGGAAAGCUUUUCUCAUUAAUUCAGCUAUGUUAAAGAAAACAGGACAGUCCGAUCACAUAUACGAUCAGCCUAGAACGCAGAAUGCUCCCAUGUCACCCAAAUCUCCGACCACCUCUAUGUCUCACCCAUUCCCUGCUCCCCCCACAGGACCCGUGUUUGUGGCAGUCUCCAAUCAGAAUGGGUCUCCACAGCCUCAGAAUUCACCCAACAAUCGGAAGGUUCCACCCCCUCCCCCUCCCAAACGCACCAACUCUGUCUCCAGCAGGCAGGACACAAACUCAUCAAGGUACGCUGGGAGCAUACCCAAAUCUGCUUUUCAAACCACUGAUCAAAACGCUCAAAGGACCACAACUAUGUCACCUAGGAAUCCAUCACAGCCUACUCCUAGGAGGGGCUCUGUAGGAGAGGAAAGAAAUGAGCAGAAACAACUGGCUUUUGCAUCAUGUGUUCAAAGUUUGUCUGCGAAAUUUGGCAGUAAACGGAUGGAGACAAGUUCAGAAGAUGUGAGCAGUUCUGAUGGUGAGGAUUUUCCUCCCCCUCCUCCUCCAAUAGCAAUGGACAUUAUCACUCCAAAAAUUCACAACUAUGGCAUACCUAGCAAAGAUGAAAAGACACCUGCUGAACUAAGAGGAAUGGGCAAGUUAGGGCAGUCUUCAACAAAUGGAAAUUCUUCAACAAGUAACAUUAACAACUCAACAGAAAAGCCAAAUUCGUUCACAUACAAAGCUCCUGUUCUAAAACCGGUCACAGAGAAUUCACCAUCUCCCCAGGUCCCUGCUUUGCCAAAUGUUACCCACAAUCCCCCUGUUCUUAAUCAUGUGACUACAACUGCCCAAUCAAAACCCCAGGUUCAGAACUCUCCCAGAGUUCAACAUAUUUCACAUGAACUCAAAAGAAAGGACUCCACUUCCAGUUCAGAUUCCAUAGUGUCUGCGUCUAGUGUAGACUCAAACACCUUGCCAUUCGCCAAUGAAAACGUGGGAACAAUAAAGCAGCGAGCUCCAACCACGAAGCCCUCCAUUGUGCCAAUCAAUGAGAGUACAGACUCGGUAGCUCAGGGCAACGGACAGGGAUUCCCCAGCCAUCAACGAGUCUUACCCACACUGCCACAGAAAGCAGGAAUCCCCUCUCACCUCAAGGAACUCGGCAAAGGACCAAGACCCUCUGUUCCGAUGAAGCCAAACGCCUCCCCACCUGUUCCAGCCAAACCGAAAAAAAAAAAGAAUGAUGAAGAUGUUCUCAAUGACAUUGACAACAUGCUACAGGGUCUGACUGAGGAGUUGGAUGCCAUGUUGGAGGAAGAACUCGUCUUGGACGAGUGAUUCUGUCACGCUUUACCAAAGAAAGUGGAAUGAACAAGAACUACGAUGUCAUACGUGUUAUUUAUUCUAUGAACUUUGAUUCACUUUUCAUAUUUCAAGUGCAAAUACUUUGAACAGUCUUCAUUUAUUAUCAUCUGCUUUAUUCAUUUAAAACAUGACUUCAUCUCCAUCAAUUGUCUUCUCUGAUUUCAUUGGAUAUAUCAUGUAGCCGAUUUCAAGUAGCUGAUCACCAUUAUUAUUGGAGGAGGUGUGAAUUUCAUCAAAGAAUUUCCCUGUGGAAAGUGAAUUUAUUUAUUUUAGUGUUAUUCAGAUGGAGAAAUUUUAAUGUAAUAUUAUGGUUUUAAAGUUGAGAAUCUGUGACUACUAGAGCAAAAUCUGUCGUCGUGCUUUUAUCAGUGCUCAGUAUCAUUGAUGUGACACCGUUUAAUUUAAGAAUUUUUAAUGUGUUUGAAACUGUGUUACUAGUCAGUUUGAUUGUCAAAGGAAAAAAAGAUAUAUACAUAUUAUUACAUGUGUCUGUGAUAACUAUAAGUGUACUGUGUGUAUGAUUGGAGGGUCAGAUCUGGACAGCCCUGUCUGUCCGUGUGUCUGUGUCUUCCCUCCGCUAACUUCCUGUUUGUCAUAUGAUCUGAACGCCUCACAAGUAUUCACAAAUCUCUUCCUUUCUAGACAAACUUGCUAUUUUAAUCUAUGAAUUUUGUGAAUAUUUGCAUUUCAUCAUGCUUUUGCUAGUUAAGGUUAUUGCAUUUUUUUAUAAUUCAGAGAUUAAUAUCGAAUUAUUAAUUCUUCUCAAUAUGAUAUACCUCUCACAAGCUAUGCACUAAAAUUAUUCAAGGAAAUUUGACUGAAAUAAUAUGGCAGAUGUAACUUUCACAAAUUAAAUCAACAAGUAAUAAAGUUGAAGUUCAGUGCUUUGAUAAUUGUAUGUAUGUAUUUUACUGUGAUUCGAUCUCAGAAGAGCUGUCUUUUAAAACCUUGUGUGUGCUGUUAGAGGAAAGGCAAUAUAUUUAGAAUGGUUGUGACAAUAGCAUAAUAAUUAUGUUUAAUGACUUUUAUUGCUGUAGGCCUAAUGUUUAGAGAACUAGAAUAAAAAUGACCAUUUGACAGUUGGGACUACAGACUUAGUAUUUCAAAUGAAUACCGUUUUAGACUUACAAAAGUAAUUUCCAUUCUAUACCUGUACCAAUUGACCAAGUCCUCUACAGACAAAUUUUGUGAUUUGUAAUUAUUAAAUCAUUUGAUAAGUUAAAACUAAUGUGUAAAGAUGUAUUUUAUGCUGUAUGAAACCAAAUUCCUGAUCAAUAGUGACACAAUACAAAGAACAAUGGGAAUCUUUCUGUAAAUCUCUGGUCACAUUGUACUACAUUGUCUGCAGAAAUUGUCUUCAAUUGAGACUGUCCUUUCGUUAAUUUCGAGACGGGAAGAUAAUGUUUGUAGAUCAACAUUGGGUGACCAAAACUCAUUUUUACCAGUAACUGUAUUCAUGUUUUACAUUCUGUUUUUAUAAUAAUCAAUUUUCCUGUACAUGUCCCUCUGUAUUGAAAAUAAUUGAAAGCGACUCUCCUUGUAACAAUAAUGUCACUUUGUGAUGCCUUUUCCUUCUUGUGUAACAGGAACAUUGUAUUACUCAUGAGUUUUACAUUAUUUCACAAUUACAUAAAAGUGCCUGAAAGUAGUUCAGUGAUGAAGGGAGAUAAUUUAGGAACUGGAAAGAGAAGACUACUGGUGUUAACUGAUAGAAAUAUUGCGAUUAUUACGGGCAUUGGGAGUUUGUUAUUUUGUGUUUUUUGUUACUGUUACUGACUUAACAUACAGCUGUAUUUAUGGAUACAGCUCAUGCAAAGAUGUAUAAAAUAAAUGUCUCAGAAUACAUA